Pelodiscus sinensis (Chinese soft-shelled turtle) is the source of this 5090-nucleotide messenger RNA. RefSeq names its product hes related family bHLH transcription factor with YRPW motif 2 (gene HEY2). The record is from RefSeq and is a predicted model, not a curated record. Gene Ontology annotation, molecular function: DNA binding; protein dimerization activity. Gene Ontology annotation, biological process: regulation of DNA-templated transcription. NCBI's taxonomy places the organism in Eukaryota, Metazoa, Chordata, Testudines, Trionychidae.
GCGGCGGCGUGGGAAAGCGCCUCAGAAGCGGCGCGGGCUGCGGGCUUCUCGGGGGCCACGGCGCUCGCCUCCCGUCCGAAGCAGGGGCUGUGCCGCGUGUCCUGCCGCCGCCAUGAAGCGGCCGUGCGAGGAAACUACCUCCGAGAGUGACAUGGACGAGACCAUAGACGUGGGGAGCGAGAGUAACUACUUGGGGCAAAGUAACGGUUCUGUGAUUCGAUCAAAUUCCCCAACAACAUCAUCUCAGAUAAUGGCCAGAAAGAAAAGAAGAGGGAUUAUAGAGAAAAGGCGCCGUGAUCGUAUAAAUAACAGUUUAUCUGAGUUGAGGCGGCUUGUGCCAACUGCUUUUGAAAAACAAGGAUCUGCAAAAUUAGAAAAAGCUGAAAUACUGCAAAUGACAGUGGAUCAUUUGAAGAUGCUCCAGGCAACAGGAGGUAAAGGCUAUUUUGAUGCUCAUGCACUGGCCAUGGAUUUCAUGAGCAUUGGAUUUAGAGAAUGCUUAACUGAAGUUGCAAGAUAUCUUAGCUCAGUGGAAGGUCUGGACACAUCUGAUCCACUAAGAGUUAGACUUGUGUCUCAUCUCAGCUCUUGCGCAUCCCAAAGAGAAGCUGCUGCAAUGACCUCCAUGGCUCACCACCAUCAUCCUUUGCAUCCUCACCACUGGACAACAGCAUUUCACCAUCUCCCUGCCACUUUACUGCAGCAGAAUGGACUUCAUUCCUCUGACACUACUCCUUGUAGACUUUCAACGGCAUCAGAAAUGCCCCCACAUGGCUCUGCUCUUCUCACAGCUACCUUUGCCCACGCUGACUCUGCACUCAGAGUGCCCUCUGCCGGCAGUGUUGCUCCCUGCGUCCCACCUCUCUCUACCUCUCUUCUCUCACUCUCUGCCACUGUACACGCUGCUGCUGCAGCUGCCCAGAGCUUCCCUCUGUCUUUUGCUGGAGCAUUCCCAAUGCUUCCACCUAGUGCAGCAGCGGCAGUGGCAGCUGCAACAGCAAUCAGCCCACCAUUAUCUGUAUCGGCUGCUUCCAGUCCUCAGCAAACUAGCAGUGGUGGAAAUAGUAAACCUUACCGUCCUUGGGGGACUGAAGUUGGAGCUUUUUAAGCCUCCCCUCCACUCUCACACACAAGCCUUCUUUGGACUUCAUGCAGUAGUAACUCCAUGUCCUUCCUGAUCAGUCAAAUUGAAGGUCGGUAUCCACGCAAAUAGCCAUAUAGAUGCCUGCAAGCCAAUCAAGGAACAGUAAAGCUAUUCUAGUGCCAGACUUCAGAGAGGACUUAUAGCAAUAUUGGGUAUCUUUUUCUUUGUUUUGCUUAAGGCACCUUGGUGAGCAACAGUGGCUUUCAAAAACAUCAUCCCCCAUAUGACCAUUUAAAAGUGUAUUGAGAAAUAUGUAAACUCCAGAAAAAAUAAUCCUCCGGCCAUUCUUUACUAUUUGGCAGAUAAACUGGGAUAAAUUUCUCCUGCGGCUGGACAAAAAGUUUGUUUCAUAAGUGCCUGACACAUGUAUACAUUCUUCUAAAGCAAAUAACACUGCACAAGUAUGAAAAAAGAGAUUGACGGGGCAGCAGGAUGGGGAGGAUCCUGCAUUAAACCACAGACGUUUUGAUAUAUUUCCAGGAAACAGUGAACUCUAAAUCAACAGGUUUAUUUAGCCAACAGGGUUGCUAAGAAAGAAUGUUCAACUUGACAGGCCUAGUUUUAUCUUACCUAGCUGACUUUCUUUGUACAGACUUGCCAAAUGGUGACAUCUAGCAUAGCACUGGUAAAAGCAAUUAUCUUAUCUAUCAGUGCUUUGAUUGAUGAACAUUUCAGCACUGUCUGUGAGCCCAGAGGCACUUUGUUUAAAAUGGCUUAGACUAUGGUGCUUGCUCGUAUCUGUACAAGCAAUGAAUUUAUAGUGCAUGCAGAAGUAGUUCCCUUCUAAAAGAGUGAACAAAUCAAAACUGAGUCAUGCCAAUACAAAAGACUUAAUGUUGUAAAGAGUUUAGAUUAACUUAUUUAGUUGCAUAUGGACAUUUAUUUUUAGCAGCCUCCUGAUUCUCUCCUCUCUUCAAUAUCAACUUCUGGAGGUAGUGAUUUCUCUGGGUCUGAAUGGAAGUUUCUAUGGAGUUGUUUUAAAUUGGCUUUUUUCAUGCCAUCAUUGUAAAUGAGGGUUUGAUUCCAAACCAAAAUGAAUGUACAAAAGGGCAUAUCAGUAAAUUAUUUUUUCAGUACCCAGACAACUAGUGCUGCAUUAAAUAUUUUGCUUUCUUUUUAUUAGUGACUGAAAAUAAUCUAAUAUUUUAAUACAUUGAUUCAAAAACUAGAGAUUUUAUGACAAAAUAAAACACAGCAUGUAUUAUUAUGCACUUGAUUUCUCUGCUGUGUGGAGAAAGCAAUAAACAUGGAGAAUGUUAAACAUUAUGCAAAGUAUACUUUAAAAUAUUUGUUUUAAAAAUACUGUACCUAGUUGCUUUUUUGUGCAUUAUUUUGUUAACCUUUUUCUAUGCAAAAAUCUUUACAUAUCACUAAUUAAAUGAAGUCCUUUUUGACUGUUUUUAUAGAUGAUUUGUUGCAGUGGUUUUUGCUUGACUUUGGGAAUUGGAAAGCCUAAAUGGACUUGAAGUUCAGCAUCUACCUUUGAUAACUGGCAUCCAUAAGUUACUGUUUUGACCUUUUUGCUUGUUGUAAAAGCACAUCUGUUAAGUAGUGUGCUUGAAAUGGGGAUGAGGUAAAACCGUCUACCACUAAAACAGUGUUGUUUUCAGGCUUGUAAACUAGCUCUGCAUAGGUUGACAAUAAACCUUGCAAUACAAUUCCUGCACUCCAGCAACAACAAGAAACAGCUGUGGGUUGCAGAUGUCUUUUUCAUUAAAACUUUAAGGAUUUGGUACUAUCUGAAAUGAGUGGCCAGGUACUAAACCCAGGAGAUCUUCAAAAAUGUUAAUAGAGUGUGAUGGUUUUCAGUUCUUCUAGUCUUCCAUUUUGCAGAGCCUCAUGGAUUAGUAAAGUAGUUUGCCACACCUAGCAUUUUAUCUCCAAUCAGGAAGAUAAUAGAGCUUCUAUAGUAUACUUAACUUCAUGUGCACUAAAAGCACUUAAUGUUGGUUAAGCCUCAACAUCCCUGUAAAGCAGAGAAAGUAUUACGAUGCCCUCUUUUAUAGAUGGGUAAAUUGAGACCUGGGGACAUGACAUGGCUAAGACAGAGUCUGAGACCGUAUGAGAGUCUGAACUACCACCCCUGCACCUUGGUGCCCUGUGCCUGGCCCUUGGUCCAAGCAAUAAAAAAAUACUUCCAAUCAUAAAAAGAAUGAUCUUGCCUAUUUUGCAGGUUUUUGGAUAAUAGAAUAUUAAAGAAUGAACAAAGGGCAUGAGAGAGAUUUUGGAAGUCAGCUGUGUGAGGAAGAAGUCAGAUUUUUUUUUUUUCCUUUGGAAACAAAAGUGCUGCUCUAGGUAUGUUUGCCAAUGUUGAGUUCCAGUACUUUGAAUUUUUCUUCUAAAUUGUUUGAGUAAACUUAUGCCAACUUGCAAGGUGUUGGAAGGCUUCAUUUUACAGAAGAGAGCAAAUUGCAUCAUCUCACUUUUUGUCUUCAAUGCAGAAACUAUUAGCCUUGUCAGUCAAACCAUGUGGGGACAUGAAAUAUUCCUGAAGUCACACCAACAUUCUAAAAUGAGAGCAGCCAUGGGCUUCAUUUGCCCUUGGCUCUUAAUUUUGAUUUGUGCCCUCCAAAUCAUAGACAAAAGUAUAUACAUGAGUCAGAAAUGCUUCCUUUUCUGCAAUAAACUAUUUUAAAAUUGAGCCAUAGUUACCUAACUUCAGAAAUAAAACAGGUAUGGAUUUCUGGGCUUGCAUGAAGUGCCAAUGUCUUAGUGUUUAAAUGCUGUUUUUAUUGAAUCCAGGCAACGGAAAUAGUACAGGCAGCGGUGGUGCAAAAUUCUCAGUUAUGCCAUGACAACACCAUUGUGAAGGAUAAGUUAGGGAUGAGACUGUAGCUCAGUCUUCAUGCCCAUUUAGUCUCUGACCUCUCUGCUGAGAGUGCCAACAAGGGUGUCAUCUGUACUGAUGUGACAUGGACAUUUGCCCAGUGAGAACUUAACUGAAAUCAAUCAUUUUAUAUACACUGCUGAAUAGCUGGUGGAGAAUAAUAACUUCCCGUGUCUGCUGACUGUGGCUCUGUUCAUACGAAUCAGGUAAGGAUGGAAGAGUCUAUAUCUACUGCAUUAAAAAUAAUAAAAGAAAACUCUUUGGAUUUCAAAAUAUAGCAUGCAAAAAAUUAGGAAGUGUCAGAUUUAUGAUUACCUGAAUUGGUGUAACUUUUACUAGAAGUCUCUAACCUUUUCAACUUCACAUUUGUAAAAUGUGUACUUUGUUUCACCAGUUAUCUUUAAAAAUCUUAAAGAACAACAGUGUUCAUGUAUAUAUGUACCCUCACUGAGUCAAUCACAAGAAUCAUUGUAAAUUAAGUAGUAGCAGUUGGUUUUUGAAAGUAGGGGGCUUUAUCCAUCAAAAUAUGUAAUUAUUAUUUCCUGAUUUUAUAAGCUAAUAUAGCUUCCUGUCUCCUGAGACUGAGAGCUUGAAAGUCUCCCCCCUUCCUCCCUCCUAGUUCUAAACUGGAAUUAAAAAUCAAUCUUGAAUUCUUACACAGUCCAGUAAUCUGAAAACUUGUUUAGAUUGGGUCAAUUAAAAUUAAUAAUUUUGAAACAUUUCACUUCAGUCAUCUUAAAAUAUUUGAUUUAAGUUUUAACUCUUUAAAACUAUUAUAACAUCUUUGAAACAGUCAUUUUGAAUCAGAAUAAAAUGUUUCAUUUUGAAAAUGUCAAAAUGGGGCGCACUGAUAAUUCUGAAAUUUUUCCAAAACAUUUUCAUAUCAGAAAAUUUCUCAGAACUGACCCUUUCCUGCCAAUACUUUUGGUUUUGAUUAAUUGAGGUUUUCCAAAGAACAUCAUUUAAUCGGAACAUUUCCAAGCUGUUUGGCAAGCUAAACAGAUUUGUUUCUGCCUUUGGGAGGCAUCACCUGAGAAGUCUUUGUUGCUUCUGUGGUAUUAAUAAUACAUAGCAUGUUAACACUCUAAUUAUUCUACGUCUACACUGUAGCCUUCUUCC